Molecule: messenger RNA, 975 nt
Organism: Acaulospora colombiana
Lineage: Eukaryota; Fungi; Glomeromycota; Glomeromycetes; Diversisporales; Acaulosporaceae
Source: the annotation of a GenBank genome assembly
AUGGCAUUAUAUUCGAGUGACCCUGAUUUCAUUUGUCAGAACGAAAGGCUGAUGUCAUGGGCGAACGAUGCCAGUCGAUUUCUGAAGACAUACCAUCGCGAAUGUCAAUCGCAGCCAUUGGACGUUUACUAUCACUUCGCCUUUACUCCCAAAUCCACCAUUUUCCAACGGGUAUAUUCCAAAAUAAGAUCAUUCCCACAUCCAGUAGUUACAAUCGGCCUAGAAGAUGAUUGGCCAUCCCAUACAAAAAUCAAAACGCAUAGGAUCGUUACUCAUUGUUUGUCUCCUUGUGGUAACUGGUUGGCUACAGGUGGCUCAAGGGGUUCAUACGCGGCCUAUAGGAUAUGGGAUGUAGCGCUAGCAGAUGGGGAAACAAGUGUGCACCCCUGUGGCGAAAAGGGUUGUACUGUCCAGCUGGUCCUAUGGUCGUAUGACCAAGAUCACCAACCACUUCUCCAGACCAUUUGCAAGUGUAAGAUCCUAUUUCGAUGGAAUCUGUCCACAUACCCCCACACACUACUCGAUGAGAUUAAAUUGGAUUUCAAGAGAGAAUAUAGCAAAUGGAGUGAAGAUGGGAGUAGAGCACUGACUUAUGAUCAUCACAAUGACUCAGAUAUAUACAGUCUAUGGAGCCGAGAUAGCCCACAGUCUUAUUUUCAAAUGCCAGGCAGCUAUAGGACUCCGUAUCGCUAUCUGGCUGAAGAACACAAAUGCUCAUUCUCCCCAGGUAGUGGAGAUAAACUUGAACAUCAUAUGUUAUACACAUUGAAAUUGUGGGACUGUAUAGGAAUGCAGGAGCUGUUUAGUAAAUCAUUUAAUAUGUCUCUAGAGUAUGUUCAAUUUUCACCCAAUGGCGAAACUCUCGUCCUUCUGGUCGGACACUACUACAUGUCACAGUCAAUCCACUGUAGUGAUAUGGUGCCAUCCGGUGCAAACAUGACCCCCUGGCACGCCCCUGGCCAGCGCAAUUCAUAA